This is a messenger RNA of Rhea pennata, 593 nucleotides long. RefSeq names its product small vasohibin binding protein (gene SVBP). Gene Ontology annotation, biological process: protein secretion; negative regulation of protein ubiquitination. Lineage: Eukaryota; Metazoa; Chordata; Aves; Rheiformes; Rheidae. The transcript is spliced from 3 exons. Gene Ontology annotation, cellular component: apical part of cell. The coding region runs from base 124 to 327 and encodes 67 amino acids. The record is from RefSeq and is a predicted model, not a curated record.
CCAUUUCCGCGCAGGCGCAGUCAGGCGCGAACGGUCGAGCGCCGAGCGGCCGAUGGGGGCCGGGCCUCCGCCGCCAUCUUGGGCCGGGCAGCGGGGCCGCCGGCGCGUGGCCGUGCCGCAGCCAUGGAGCCGAGCGGCGGGCGGAAGGAGAAGCCCAAGGCCAAGGAGCCGGCGGCCCGGCUGGAGAAGGCUAAGCAGAAGUCGGCGCAGCAGGAGCUGAAGCAGAGGCAGAGGGCCGAGAUCUACGCUCUCAACAGAGUGAUGACAGAGCUGGAGCAGCAGCAGUUUGACUCCUUCUGCAAGCAGAUGCAGGCGUCCGGGGAGUGAGGAGCCUGCUCCGCGCGCCGGGAGGCAGCGCCGGGGCUGCGUCCCCGAUGCUGCGGUGCUGGCGCCCGACGGCGACGCGGGACGUGGCCGAGCGGCGUGCUCCCCGCGAGGGCGCGUCCCGCCUCGGCGCUGCCUCCCUCCCUCAGCCCCUGCCUUCGAUGCUCCCUCAUCUGGCGUCUGCCUCCUUUUCUAACACGUUCUCUAUUUAUUACUUUGGUUUGGAAAAUAACUUUUUUUUUUUUUUAAUAAAAGCUGUGGUUAUUCCA